Prosopis cineraria is the source of this 957-nucleotide messenger RNA. Its product is annotated as TIR-only protein-like. Gene Ontology annotation, biological process: signal transduction. Lineage: Eukaryota; Viridiplantae; Streptophyta; Magnoliopsida; Fabales; Fabaceae. Bases 155 to 739 code for a protein of 194 amino acids. The record is from RefSeq and is a predicted model, not a curated record. The transcript has 4 exons.
UGUAUUGUUUAAGCUUCAGGUUGCCAGAAGCAUGCUGUGGGGAAGAUGCUCACUAACAUUUUGGGCUAUGGGGACAAGGACAGGGGAAGGCUAAGCAUUAUACUCAUACACGAAGCUCUCUUCCCUCCAAAACGACGCAAACUCAUUAAGCAUUAUGCAUUAUCGAUCGGUGGCCCUGAACUUCCAAGGCAGGAUGUUCAGGCCCCAUCCUGCACCAAACCUGCUCAACAAUGGUCGCUGCGACGUGUUCAUAAAUCACAGAAGCAUCGACACCAAGAGAACUGUGGCUACUCUUCUCUACGACCAUCUUCGCCGGCUAGGGUUUUGUCCUUUCUUGGACAACAAGACGAUGAAGCCUGGAGAUAAGCUCUUUCACAAGAUCAAUAACGCCAUUUUUGAGUGCAAGGUUGGUGUCGCUGUCUUCUCUCCUCGCUAUUGCGAGUCCUUCUUCUGCCUUCAUGAGUUGGCUCUCAUCUUGGAGCGCCAGAAGAAGCUGAUCCCCAUCUUCUGCGACAUUAGGCCGUCGCAGUUGCGGGUUGCCAACAACGGCAAAUGGACGGUGGAGCCGGAGGGGCUCCGGCGGUUCGAGUGGGCUCUAGAGGAGGCUAAGUACACUGUCGGCCUCACGUUCAACUCCUCCAGAGGAAACUUCUCAGACAUUGUUAGCAGCGCUUCUGAUAUUAUCAUCAGCACCCUCAUGGAGCUAGAGGAUGAAGAGAAGCUGCCAAUGGUGGUUUGAAUAGUAAUGAUAAUAUAUGAUUAACUUUAUUUAAUUAUUACAUAUUUUCCCAUCCUAGUGAUUUUUGUGGAUCUAAACGCCGUCUCGCCCAGAUGUCACUGUUGCACACGACAUGUUGUUUAUAGUAUUUUAGGUUUUUUUUUUUUAAAAAAAAAUUGUAAUGAUGUUUGUGCUUCUAGCAGUAUACAUACUGUACAUAUUAUCAAAGGUAUGUAAUG